Molecule: messenger RNA, 1026 nt
Organism: Periophthalmus magnuspinnatus
Lineage: Eukaryota; Metazoa; Chordata; Actinopteri; Gobiiformes; Gobiidae
Product: putative nuclease HARBI1
Exons: 2
Coding region: 1-1026 (341 amino acids)
Source: RefSeq, a predicted model, not a curated record
AUGUACUGCAGAGUUAACCUGAGUGUGCCAGUGCUGGAAAGGUUCUAUAAUCAUGAAGACACACGGCCUGACUUUCGGCUGAGCAGGGAAUCCUUGGCAGUGCUAAUGCGCCUUCUGGAGCUGGACCGACGGCACGGAUGGGGUGCUGAGCUUGAGGUGUUGGUCUUCCUCUUCUGGCUGGCAAGUGGAACAUCAUACCGGGUGGUCUCCCGAGUGUUUGGGAUACCACGCUCCACUGUCCACUGCAUCGUCCACAGGGUCACUGGGGAGGUGGUGGCCCUGCGUCACAAAGUCAUCCACCUCCCUACCAAUGAUGACUUUGAGGCAGUGACCCUUGGGUUUGCACAGUUGGCGAGGCACAGGGCCUUUAGAAGAGCAGCUGGGGCAAUAGAUGGCUGCCAUGUAAGAAUCAGGCCACCCAGUGGCCCUGAUGGUCAGUGCUACCGAAACAGGAAACUGUUUCCUAGUAUCAUCCUACAGGCUGUCUGUGACCAUCAGGGCCGCUUCAUAGACACCUACGUGGGGUGGCCUGGUUCUGUCCAUGAUGCAAGAGUGCUUCGAUACAGUCCUCUGUACCAGAGAGGACUGUAUCCUCCUCCAGGAUACUUCAUCCUCGCAGAUGGAGGGUACCCCUGUCUCCAGCGUCCACUCCCCCUCAUCACUCCCUACAAGAGGCCUGUGCAAGGUGUGGGAGCCCAGCGCUUCAACUGUCAUCAUUCCAAAGCACGUUCAAUUAUUGAGCGUGCCUUUGGAAUGAUGAAAACAAGAUUCAGGGCCAUCUUUUUUCAUGCGCUGGAGGUCCACCACACCUUUGCACCACAUGUCAUCACUGCCUGUGCCGUCCUCCACAACAUCUGCCUUGGGGCAGGAGACACUGUGGCCCUGGAGGACGAGCCACAAGAGAAUGUAGUGGAAGAUGAGGGGGGCAAUGAAGUGGAGGCCGUCGCUGGAGCACAGUGGCGGGACCAGCUGUCUGCUGAGGUCUCUGCCCUGGAGGAGGUUCCCAUGGAGCACGAUUACAUCUAG